This is a messenger RNA of Rhipicephalus sanguineus (brown dog tick), 929 nucleotides long. RefSeq lists its product as uncharacterized. The transcript is spliced from 2 exons. Bases 56 to 757 code for a protein of 233 amino acids. The record is from RefSeq and is a predicted model, not a curated record. Lineage: Eukaryota; Metazoa; Arthropoda; Arachnida; Ixodida; Ixodidae.
AGGACCACGCCAGAAACUGGUUCACGCAGUUCGCGCCCUGAAUCGGCCAAGUGUCAUGUCCGUCGCGGGCUCCGGUUUCCGUCGGGACCCCUGGCAGAGGUCGCAAGCGCGGUCGCGUUCUCGGACAACUCGUCUACUUCGCGACAAGCUCGACGCUCGCAAGCUGCGAAGUCUCGUUGGACGAGGACGGCGUCGCUGCCGUCGGAGGCCGCAAGUUUUGGUCGCGGAAGUCGCUCGCCGACGACGGGCAGCCUUUGUGGAAACGUUUUCCCCUCCGGAAUUUACACUGCGCGGGGCGUCCGCACUCGCGAGCGACGCCGGUGGCUGUGUCCCCACCCCGCCUUCGAGCCACUCGCCAGUCCGACUCCGUCGAGCACGGACAGCUGAGCAUGCUCGAAACGGGACCGAAGCACAUGAAGCUGCCGACGACCAAGGCGGGGUCAGCUGCUUGGACAGGCGGCGCCAGGAGAACGCGCAACGCCCCGCUGCAGGGAGUCGUGGUCCUUCAGCCUGGUUUGAGGACCGGACGCCUGGAACGCCGAAGAGGCCACGUCACCAUGGCGUCGUUCGCUCUCAGCGUUCCGGAAUGAUCGAACGCCGAGGGCGAGCCUGCAAGCGAAGGUUGCGCUCGAGACUGAAUCGUGCAGAAGCAGCCACGGGUAACCGAGCAUUGGGCCAGGUCGCGGAAGUACUUCAUGCGUUAUUGAAGUAUAUUUUGUGGUAUAUGCAGAGGCCUGCAGCCAGCACACCCCGUUAAGCUGGGAUCAAGCUCUGGCACAGAAUGUAGCGAGAACGGAACUACGUUCCUUGCGUGUAGGUUACUGAUAUCGCGCAACUAGGCGCGUUUUUGCUUGUUAAAUUUUCGUGGGUAUUGUUCGCGAAAAGUUUAUGUGUACAUAUAUAUGUGACGGGAAAAUAAAUGUUUUUCU